Sphaeroforma arctica JP610 is the source of this 3165-nucleotide messenger RNA. RefSeq lists its product as hypothetical. The transcript is spliced from 18 exons. Gene Ontology annotation, molecular function: ATP binding; microtubule motor activity; microtubule binding. Gene Ontology annotation, biological process: microtubule-based movement. Bases 105 to 2876 code for a protein of 923 amino acids. The record is from RefSeq and is a predicted model, not a curated record. NCBI's taxonomy places the organism in Eukaryota, Ichthyosporea, Ichthyophonida.
AGGUAUUCGAGGGGACUACGAAGCAUCUGAUUGAUGGUGUGCUUGAUGGUGUCAACGGCACCACAUUCGCGUACGGUGCGACGGGGGCUGGUAAAACACACACAAUGUUAGGCACGGAGACUGAGCCGGGCGUCAUGGUGCUGACCAUCCAGGAGUUGUAUCGUCGCAUGGAAGAAAAUGCCUCAGAGAAAACAUACGAGAUCUCAGUGACAUACGUCGAGGUGUACAACGAAAUAUUAAACGAUCUGAUGGAACCGUCCAAGAAAAACCUGCCGCUCAGAGAGGACAAGGAACAGGGGAUGGUAGUAUCGGGAUUGAGCAAGCACUUACCAAAGAGCGCGGAGGAGUUAUUCUCUCUUUUGGCGAAAGGAAACUUGAAUCGCACGCAACACCCCACCGAUGCAAACGCCACAUCGUCACGAUCACAUGCGGUGUUCACCGUGCACAUCGAUCAGAGGGACCGCACGGCCAGUCUCAACUCCGAAGUUCGGCGAGCGAAACUGCUUCUAAUUGACCUAGCUGGGUCCGAAAGAGCUUCGGCCACCACUAACCAAGGAGCACGUAUGCUAGAGGGUGCCAAGAUCAACAAGUCACUGCUCGCCCUCGGGAACUGUAUCAAUUCCUUGGUACACAUGAGCGACUUACGAGCAAGAGGGAAGGGACAGAGUUUCCACGUACCCUACAGAGAUAGCAAGCUGACGAGACUGUUGAAAGACUCACUGGGCGGUAAUUCACGCACAGUGAUGAUAGCCAAUGUUAGUUCAUCCGGUUUGUGGUACGAGGAUACGCACAACUCACUCAAGUAUGCCAACCGUGCGAAAAGUAUAAAGGUCAGGGCUAUCCGCAACACUGUGACGGUGGCGCAACAUGUGAGCGAGUACAAGAACAUUGUGGAGAAGUUAAAGCAGGAGAUCGUCGAACUCAAGACGAAAUUGGAUGCUGCCGAACGCGGUGUCGGCCGGACCAGGACACCAACGCCCUCGGGUCCUCUACCACCAGAUCCCCAGCAGCUGAGUAUAGCCAGGGAGCUCAGCGGUCAUAUACAGCAACUGGCCAACCAAUAUGCCACCGCACUGGAGAGCUUGGACUCAGCUCUGAGGCAGGAGCGCGCACUCGCACUGUACCGCUCACAACUUAAACGAGUGCUAGACCGAGUGGAUAGCGUAUUUCUAUCCGAGGCCACGCGUGAUGGACUUGCUAAGCAACUCAGGUCACAUGUGGAUCAAGUCAGUGCAGAGUCUGCUACGGUCAAAAGCAAUGUGCAUACCCAGCAAGAGCGUGUCAACUACAUCAUCAGCGAGUACCAGACCGCCGAUCGAACUGUGAAGUCGCGGCUGGAAGAUAAAAGCUUGAAGUCUGAAAGUCUGCUAGAGCUGGCUCAGACCCGUGCCACCGUGGAAAUUAAGUGGAAUGUAACCAUAGCGACGCUCAAGGACGUCAUCGAACUACAAAGACAAGAGAUCGUACGAAACGAAGGAUUACUGCACACAUUGGCGCGACUCGUGGGCACAGAACGAGGCGGUCAUGCGAUGAGUGAUGCAGAAGUGUAUCAGAUCAUGAGUUCCAUGCUUUCGGUACCCAAUCAGGCAGAGAGUCUCUUGCCACUCAAGCGAGGAGCCGCUAUCUUCACCCGCGUAUCGCCUGUGGCUAACCGAAUCACACGCGUUACACCGCUGGAUGAUAUACCGGUUACCGAUGCAGAAACGCACAUGGACGAUACACCCAUGACCGAUGCCAUGGACCAGGACGACCAAGAGGGCCCGCUCAAAUCUCCUUACCAACCUCAACGUUAUGGGGAUACACAACUCAGCACAACCCUCGGUGGCUCAAGUGCGGUUGCUGGCGCUUAUAAGAAUUCUUCCUCGGAAGAUAACUUUAGAGGCUCUGCCCUGACAGGCAUGAGCAUGGAUGCAAACACUCACACGGAUUCCGGUACAAACACAAAAACUGCUACAUAUACAAACACGAGCACGGCAGUACCGCUUUUCCCACCGCACCCACCGCAACGAUCCGUUUUCGAGCCUGAAACUCCUGGUAAGGUGGAGUUCUCGUACCAACCAGUAGUGGCUAGUCAGCAAUCUCAUACUCACGCCGGACACGCGGAUAGUAAUACUCUGGACAUACACAAUACACACAACAUCAAUCAAAACAUCAGUAAAAGCACAGGCACACUGCAAUCUACCAAUAUCACCCCGAUACGGCCCCGAAGUAACACCACUGACGCUCCUCGAAGUAUACUUCGAACUCCGCAGAUACCUAUCCCCAAUGCCGAGAACAAGAAGAAGGUGACAUUCGACACGCAUCACCGACCGUCGCCGCCGUUCAAGCACUCGCCACCUAAGCCACAGCCAAGUCAAUCCAAUUUAGCAUUCGGCCGAAGUAUAAUCUAUUCGAACGGACCGGCCACAGAUAUGAGCAAAACGCUUAGCCAUGACAGUAGCAGGAGUAUAGGCUCAGCAGCCACUCAGAAUGCAGAUAUGUAUAGGGGACGGAGUAAUAGCCCAACUAAGACAGGCAAGGAUUCUUUUUCGACCGUGAAUGUGGGCGAUACCUCCGAACAUUCGUUGUCGCCGUUUGGGGUGUCUACCACAAGUGCGGGUACAGACUCACUGGGCUCGGGCAAUCGUAGAUACUCUAUCACAAAGCAGGAUCAGGCAAGGCGAGGCAACAGAACACCAAACUCGCUCGCGUUUGAACGGAAAACAAGUCAUAACACGCCGGGAUCCAGCACAAAAACAAGGCCAGUAUCAAUGGCAAACUACCUGAAGCCGACGAAUGCCUCAAUAGCCCGAACGAUGAACUCUAACACAAAGAAGAAGAGUGGUCGAGGCAGUAUGUACGGGAGUCCGACCGGGAUGUAUUCGAAUCAGGAAUAGAUUCCACCCUCUAAUAGCUAUAUAGUUUUCUGGGUGACAAAGUCGUUGGGCUCCGAACAUUAGCACUACAUCCUCACAUAAUUGAUAUUUUUUUUUUGAAGGAUGAAUAUGUGCAUGUGAUCUGAAAUCUACAACUAUCGUCGAGUAGCAUCGGCAGUUGGAUGGACACACAUAAAUGCCAGUGUAAACAACGAGCCGUAUAUGCAGAUACAUCGAUCUCUGACUCGCUAAAAGCGCCUGAAUGUUGAGGUAGCUAUGAAUAAACUCUGAAAGGUCUCUGCCAACACCC